This is a messenger RNA of Sceloporus undulatus (fence lizard), 4440 nucleotides long. RefSeq names its product zinc finger protein with KRAB and SCAN domains 7-like. The transcript is spliced from 5 exons. Gene Ontology annotation, molecular function: RNA polymerase II cis-regulatory region sequence-specific DNA binding; DNA-binding transcription factor activity, RNA polymerase II-specific. Lineage: Eukaryota; Metazoa; Chordata; Lepidosauria; Squamata; Phrynosomatidae. Gene Ontology annotation, biological process: regulation of transcription by RNA polymerase II. The record is from RefSeq and is a predicted model, not a curated record. Bases 160 to 1944 code for a protein of 594 amino acids.
UGAGUGUCUCCUCUCUUUGAUCCCUGGAGGGAGGGGCGAAGGAGUGGAGGAGCCCAGGGGAGACUUAAAGGCAGAGGAGCCCCAGGGAGGAGCAGAAGUUGGCCCCCUCCUGGUUCCUGGGAGUGGGCAGAGUCUGCCUUUGCUUCAUGACAUAAUCCGAUGGAGAAAGGAAGAGGUUCUUCAGCCCUGUUGGAGUCCAGAUUGAAGAUGGAGGACCUAAACACAUCCAGUCCUGAAGGAGAAAGAGGGGCCAAUACAAUCUGGGCUGGAAGAAGUGAGGAAUCCUGGGAAAAGAAAAUGCAAAAUGUCCUGGAUGAAAAGAUGUUCAGCUCAGAUGCUCAGUGCCAACGCUUUCGGACGUUCUGUUAUCACGAGGCUGAGGGUCCCCGAGAGGUUUGCCACAGACUCCAUGCUCUCUGCCAUCAGUGGCUGAAGCCAGAGCAACAUACAAGAAUUCAGAUGCUAGACCUGGUGAUCCUGGACCAGUUCCUGGCCGUCCUUCCCCCAGAGAUGGCCAGCUGGGUCCGGGAAUGUGGGGCAGAGACCAGUUCCCAAGCAGUGGCCCUGGCUGAAGGUUUCCUCCUGAGCCAGGAGGCAGAGAAAAAAGAGGAAGAGCAGCAGGACAGUGUUAUUCUUAAGGCCCAAGAGGUCCCAUCAGACACCAGUCAUAGGUUGCUGUUCAAAUGGAUCAAGGUGGAGGACAGUGAUGGGACUGCUUCACUGGAUGACCCAAGGAUGCCAGAACAAUGCAGUAAUUCAUCUCUUCUUCUUGAUGAAGUGGAGUCGGUUUCUGUGGAAACAGAUCAGGUGGCCUUUGAGGAGGUGUCUGUACAUUUUAGUGAGGAGGAGUGGGCCCUACUGGAUCCCAGCCAAAGGGCUUUGCACACAGAGGUCAUGGAGAAGAAUUACGGGAUGGUGGCCUCUCUCAAUAAUGGUGGAUGGGAGGGUGAGAAUGGAGAAGCACCAUGCCAAGUGCCAUUGGAAAGAGAUAGAGAUGCAGAGGAGGAAGAGUGGAAUGAAAGAAAAGAUGCAAAAGAGAAGGGUAAUCAGUUGCUUCCUUCUCACAGUGCUGACAUCAGGGAAAUGCCAAUUAAUGAAGAAAGAGAAAAAGACAAAGAGAGCAGUAAGUGUCUUAUUUAUGAGAAUGACUUCCAUUGGACUUCCAGGAUGAAUGUUCAUGCUACAAAUGAAACAGAGGAAUAUUCCCAUCAAUGUCCUGAGUGGGGAGAGAGCUUAAGAUGGAAUGUACCCCUUGCUAACCAUCAAAGGAUGCCUACAGAGGAGAACACAUAUAUUUGCCAGGAGAACCUUGGAAGAACCUUGACUGGGAAGACAAACUUUGUUACACAUCAAAUAGAUCAGACAGGAGAAAAACCGUAUCAGUGCCUGGAAUGUGGGAUUACUUUCCGUUACAAAUCGGCUUUCAAAAAACAUUACGUGAUUCAUACACUGGAGAAACCGUAUCAGUGUCUGGAGUGUGGAAAAAGCUUUCGUUGGGGACCGCAUUUGAAAAGACACCAAUUUAUCCACACAGGUGAGAAACCAUACCCAUGCCUGGAAUGUGGGAAAUGCUUCAAUCAGAAGAGAUACCUCACAGAACAUAAAAAGCUUCAUAUUGGAGAGAAACCCUAUAAAUGUCCCAAGUGUGGAAAAUGCUUCUACUGGCUAUCACAGCUUAACAGACACCAACUUGUUCACACAGAAGAGAAGCCCUAUGAAUGCCUGGAGUGUGGGAAAGGCUUUAUUGAGAAGAGAAACCUUAUUACCCAUCAAAUGAAUCACACCGGAGAGAGACCAUAUAUCUGUCUGGAGUGUGGAAAGAGCUAUACUCACAAAUCAGUCCUCAGACGGCACCAAAUGAUUCACACAUUAAGAACAGCCACAGAAAUGCCUUCAAUAUUAGAUCAGCUUCAAUCAGAGAUUAAAGCUGAACAGACAUCAUAAUAAUUCACGCAGAGGAGAAAUAACACAUAGUUCUUGUUUUUAUGACAAACAUAACAAGUUGUGCUAAGUGAAGAAUAAUUUAUCUGCUCAUGUGAUGUAGCUGUGCUCUUCCCCCACCCCUUUAUUUUAUUCUUCUUCUUGCUGGCUUACUCCUUAUCUGUUCUGUUGUUCUUCUAGAAAAUUCAGUGACAUUUGCAAACUUCUUUCUAUACCAACAAUGUAGACCAACGCAUCCUAAGGUAACUGAUGUGAGAGGCUGACAUUCCCCUCUGCCCCAAUAUGCCAAGAAUGGGCAACAUAUAUGUCCCCAUAGUCUAUAACUGUUUAAUUUGUUCCUGGAAUCUUGCCAGUGACUGGCAGCCAGUCCACCACUAAUGUAGACAUUAAUAGAUGACCCACGGAUCCUUCAGGGUCUCAAGUUUGAAGAGAGAUGUCCUCCACAUUUGGAAAGUGAAAUACAGUGGGCCUUUCCUAUCCACUGGGGUUCCAAGACCCCUUGUAGAUACCAAAAUCUGUAGAUGCCCAAGUCCAUUAGAUACAAUGGCAUAGUAAAAUGGUGCUCCAUAUAUAAAAUCGCAAAAUCAAGGUUUGUUUUGGAUUAUUAUUUUUAAAAAAUAUUUUCAAGUUCUGGAUGGUUUAAUCAGUGGAUGUAGAAUCUGUGGAUACAGAGGGCUGACUGUAUACAAUGACUUUAUUCUACCUGUCACCACCACCCCGUAUUUAAAUAUUCAACCUACACAUAUCAUUGCAUGGUAGAAUUUGUAAGGAAGCAAAGACAAAUUUGGGUGGCAAGGAAGAACUACUAAGAGAUGAGGCUCAUGGGCUAGAAUGACAGAGGAAUGGGAUGGUUGCAGUUGGAGAGUGUAUGCACAUAUGUAUCUUAGAGGAAGAGAGGGAUGAUGCUGAAAGAGUGGGCACGCUAUGGAUGCUGAAAGAGUGGGCAUGCCUUCUGUCCUUAUUCCUCUCUCAUAUUCAAAGCCUUGGGCAAAUUCUUUGUCACCAAUUUGCCAUCUUGCAACAUGGCCAUUUUGUGAGUGGCUGCACUUACGAUGGCAGCGAUUUUGUGUAUGGUGUCCUGUGACAGCCAUUUUUUGACAGCACUUUUGCCAUUUCCUUCACAUUCCAAAACUGCCUUCUUUGGUCACUUUUGUGACCAAAGUUGGAAAGACUUUUAGGGUGACAGAAAGCCUUCACUCUCAUGAAAGAUACCCUACAAGGGGAAAUAUACCUGUGUAAAAUGGUGAAUAGAGCUAGCAUGGUUUAAUGGUUUGAGUGUUGGACUAUGACUCUAGAGACCAGGGUUCAGAUCCCUGCUUGGUCUUGAAAAACCAUUGGAUGUCCAUGGGCAAGUCACAUGCUCUCAGCCUCAGAGGAAGGUGAAGGGAAACUCCUCUUAAGAAAUCUUGCCAAGAAAUCCCGAUAAUAGCAAUACCUUAGGGUUGCCAUAAGUUGGAAACAUCUUGAAGGCAAUAAAAUAAUAAAUAAUUGACUGUUCUUUAGUUGACCAAGUGGAAGGAGUUUGAAUACUUUUCAGAUUGCUGGACUUCAAGCCGUAAAUACAGACCAUCCAAAGGACAGAGGAUUCACUUCAAUGCCGUAGAGUUAAUUUAGAAAUUAAUAAAGGAAAUAUGUGGGGGGAGAGAAAGAGAUCCAAAUAUAUCACUCUCACAUCCUGAUACAGUGCGCCCUUUCCUUACGUGGGGAAUCCGUUCCAGACACACACACACACACACACACCCCGCGUAAGGAAAAAAACAUGUAUGCUGGAGCCCCAUUAGAAGUAAUGGGACUUGUGCCCACGGCGCGCCCCAUUACUUUUUCCAGGCAUGCCAAGGUUUCUUCCGGCGCAGGCUUCCAGCAUAUGCUGGAAGCCUCUUAUGGAGUGCCCAUAUAUAAUGCAAGUGCACUGUACUUUAAGCAAUUGUAAGCAAUAAGCAGUGCUUGGAAGCCCAUAUGGCCUAAAUCCAGUUGCUAGUCCCAACUGGAAAAGGGCUGUUGAAUCAAUUGUUGAACAGAAUGUCAACAUAUAUAUAAAUCCUACUGAUCCCAUGUCUGGUCUUAUCGGGACAAGCACUUGAAUUUCCAAGGUCUCAGGGAGACAGUCCGUAUUAACUGAAUGGCAGGAUUUUUAAGCCCACCUCUGGAGAUGAUGAUCAUGUAGUAUUUCUAUCUGCCUUUUCUGAGGGACUGUUUUUCUCUAGUUUGGCAAGAUGACCUUACCUCUACCUGCAAACUUCUCCCAUCCCGCCACCCAAUUUUGCUGAUGGUACCCUAUACAUUUUAAUUCUGUAUUCCUGCUUUGCUUAUUCACUUCCCUAGCUAUCUGGAUACGACACUAUUCAAAACUCAUAGCCUGUUGGUUUUCUAAUCUCUUGCCGAUAUUGUGACAUAGGACUCACUAGCCAAACACUUCUUGGUGCUGCCUAAGUGUUAUUUUUUACAUGUAAUUUGUAUAUGUUAGUUUUCAUUGCAUUAAAGGAUAGUUUUUUGACAGUC